AUUAUUCUUCAAUAAAACAAAUCCUUUAGAGAUCGUUUGUUUUCAUGGAUGACGAUGAAAAGCCAGAGAGUUUAACACUGUACUCUUGGGAACAGGACAUAGUUCGUUCGUGGGAAACUCUAGAAGAAGAUGAAACAGGGAAAAUAAAGGAUUUGAGCUCUUUUGAACGUUCCCGAGUUAAGCGCAAGCGUAAGAACACUCAGCAAAACGUACGAAGAGGACUUAUUCGGUUCCUUGUUCUAAUUUUGGACUUGUCUCGUGAAGCAAAGGAAACUGACGUGAAACCUUCACGUGGAGAGGUUUGCUUGUCUUGUGCACAAAAAUUCUUGUAUAGCUACUUUAAUGAAAACCCCAUCUCGCAGUUGGCUGUUGUGGUGUUGCGAGAUGGAGUGGCAGAAAAGCUCAGUUCUAUGGGAAGUAAUCCUAGGCAACACUCGGAAGUAGUUAAAAAUGCAAACCAAAAAGGUUUCUAUGGUAACUGUUCCUUACAAAAUGGGUUGGAUGUCGCUUUGAGCCUGCUGCACUCCAUUCCUUCAUAUGGGUCUCGUGAGGUGUUGAUACUAUACAACUCCAUAUCUUCUUGUGAUCCAGGAGACAUCAGACAGACUAUAGAGAAGCUAGAAAAGGAGAGAAUCCGCUGUAAUGUAAUAGGAAUGGCUGCAGAAUUGUAUAUACUCAAAUAUUUGGCAGCUCGAACGCAUGGUAGUUACUUUGUCUGCAUGAACGAAAGUCAUUUAUUAGAAUUGUUAGAAGACUUCGUGGUUCCUUCCGCGUUAAUAGAGAAUAAUACUAAGACUGCACUGGUUCGUAUGGGCUUUCCAACUUUGAAGGCAUACAAGGAGCCGAAAGUCUGUCUCAACGACAAGGUAUUGAGAAAUCAAGUAUUUGUCUGUCCUCGUUGUGAAUGCUGUUAUGGAGAGAUUCCCAUAGAGUGCGUUCUAUGUGGCCUUAUACUAGUGUCAAGCUCGCAGCUCGCUAGGUCUUAUCAUCAUCUAUUUCCCGUUGCGAAUUUCCAUGAACUUGAAGAAGACAAAUAUAAGCAAAGUCAUUUCCAACCAAACUACUGCUUUGCGUGCAAAGGAACAUUUCCUUUUGAAGGUUCUGAAUACUUUGUGUGUCCAAACUGUCAAAACAUAUUUUGUGGCAUUUGCGAUAUAUUUAUUCAUGAUGGACUCAAUAACUGUCCUGGAUGUGAAAUUCGCCCAGAGAAUCGAAUAGCUUCACAAACAGAUUUCAGUUAAUUUUCAAGUUGGUAUUAUAUAAAAAGUUGUUCACUACUGUACAAAAUUUUUCUG
This is a messenger RNA of Galdieria sulphuraria, 1295 nucleotides long. Its product is annotated as transcription initiation factor TFIIH subunit H2 isoform 1. Gene Ontology annotation, cellular component: transcription factor TFIIH core complex; transcription factor TFIIH holo complex. The record is from RefSeq and is a predicted model, not a curated record. The transcript is spliced from 3 exons. Bases 45 to 1241 code for a protein of 398 amino acids. Gene Ontology annotation, molecular function: zinc ion binding. Lineage: Eukaryota; Rhodophyta; Bangiophyceae; Galdieriales; Galdieriaceae. Gene Ontology annotation, biological process: regulation of transcription by RNA polymerase II; nucleotide-excision repair; DNA-templated transcription.